Tetrapisispora phaffii CBS 4417 is the source of this 1512-nucleotide messenger RNA. RefSeq names its product cyclin-dependent serine/threonine protein kinase CTK1 (gene CTK1). Gene Ontology annotation, biological process: protein phosphorylation; positive regulation of transcription elongation by RNA polymerase II; transcription elongation by RNA polymerase II. The transcript has a single exon. The record is from RefSeq and is a predicted model, not a curated record. Lineage: Eukaryota; Fungi; Ascomycota; Saccharomycetes; Saccharomycetales; Saccharomycetaceae. Bases 1 to 1512 code for a protein of 503 amino acids. Gene Ontology annotation, molecular function: cyclin-dependent protein serine/threonine kinase activity; cyclin binding; RNA polymerase II CTD heptapeptide repeat kinase activity. Gene Ontology annotation, cellular component: nucleus; cyclin/CDK positive transcription elongation factor complex.
AUGGCAUAUUAUAAUAAAGGUAGUAAUAGUAACUACAAUAAUAAGAAUUUUAAAAGACCUGGGAGUCAGAAUAAUAAGAAUAAUAGUAACAGUAAUAAUAGUCAUGCAAAAAAACUGAAAAUAGGCAACGAUAUAAAUGACAAAGACUUAAAUGGCAAGAACAAUCGAUACGAUAGCAAUAGAUCUGCUGUGAACGGGAUACAAUCUGUGGAUAAUAGUAGGUACCAGAGGUCGAGGUACAGUGGAAGCACAGCGACAGUUAGGAAAAGUACAGCCAGUUCUGUAGUGCAAGAGAAAAAGAACAAAACGUUAGAUUUGCCAAAGGGACCUAAGUCUACUUUAACAUCAAGAUAUAAUGCAAACAUCUCUAAACCUGUGAAUAAAGUGAAAGUAUUACCUACAACGUUUAUUAAUGAAAAAAGAACAGAGUCAGUUUAUGAAAAAUUGGUACAAGUAGGUGAAGGUACCUAUGGCAAAGUUUAUAAAGCCAAAAAUUUAGUUACCAAUAAAUUAGUUGCAUUGAAAAAGUUAAGAUUAGAGUCUGAGAGAGAAGGCUUUCCAAUUACUUCAAUCAGAGAAAUUAAAAUACUACAAUCUUUACAACAUAAAAAUAUUUCUACUUUAAAUGAAAUUAUGAUCGAACAACAAAAAAUAGUAUACAUGAUAUUUGAAUACGCCGAUAAUGACUUAAGUGGGUUGUUAAUGAAUAAUAAAAUUAGCAUUAAUGUUGGACAAUGUAAAGAUAUAUUUAUGCAGUUACUGAAAGGUGUUCAAUAUUUACAUGACCAUAAUAUUCUGCAUAGAGAUAUAAAAGGUUCCAACAUCUUAGUGGAUAAUAAAGGUAGAUUAAAAAUUACAGAUUUUGGGUUAGCAAGAAAGAUGAAACAAAAAGCAUCCACCACUGCUUUCUUACAUGAUUAUACUAAUCGAGUUAUUACUUUAUGGUAUCGACCUCCAGAAUUAUUGAUGGGUACUACUAAUUACUCUACAGAGGUUGAUAUGUGGGGAUGUGGAUGCCUUUUAGUCGAAUUAUUUAACAAAACAGCAAUUUUUCAAGGGACUAAUGAGAUUCAACAACUAGAAGCCAUCUUCAAAAUAUUAGGAACGCCAACUAUACACAAUUUCCCUAAUAUUUUUGAAAUGCCUUGGUUUUUUAUGACUAUUCCACAGCAAACAACAAUUUAUGAAAAUCAUUUCGAUGAAAAGUUCUCUUCGAUUCUUCCUUCUGUAGCAUGCAUUGAUCUAGCAAAAAGUCUACUGAAUUAUAAUCAAAGUGAGAGAUUUACUGCCUCCAAGGCAUUGGAAAGUGAAUUUUUCAAAGAAACACCCAUUGCAGAACCUCUAAUACUAGAGAAUCACCAAGGUUAUCAUGAAUAUGAGGUUAAACUUGCCCGUAAGCAAAAAAGAGAACAAUUAAAUAAACAAUCUCAUCAAGAUAAACAAAAAUUAGCAUCUGUCUCUUCUUCAACAUCUUUGUCAUCUUUAAAUUUGUCGUCAAUGUCUAACAAAUAG